CUGCGGUGUGGAGUGAAGUAGAGUGGAGUGUGGGAGCUGCAGGUCAGCCAGUUGCGCACUCGGGGGCACGCACAGCGGAUAGAGAACACCAGAACUGCUUGUAUGGUCAGAGCCAAUUGUGGACUUUUCUCUCUUACUUUUAUAAUUGGACUCAUAUCAAGCGGACCACUCUUCAAAUUUAACGAGGACACAUUUCAAUCUGUCACCCUAAGCGGAUACAACCUUAGCGCAUUCUGGAGCCGACCAAAAGCGGACUAACAAGGUGCGUGUCUAUAUCCAUGUGUCUUUACUGAUUUCCUCCUGAUUUCUACUUUUCAAAUAGUUUUUUGGGGAAACACGGCAGGUAAUCUGCUGCUGUGGGUUUUACAGUGCAAACUUGUACCUGUGUGAGAACUUAAUGGCCUUUAGAUGUCCGGUAAUACUUUCACUUUCGUCAGGUGAGUGUAUUUACUGUCCCAGUGAGGACAGAAAACAGUGAUAUCCUUCGCCCACAGAUCAGGUUUUCGUGGCAAAUUAUCUUUCCAGCAGAACCUUUGUGGAGUUAUGCAGCCGGCUGCUUUAAUUGUUCUAAUCAGCGAGGUGAGACCCUUUCGAGCCCAGAGGGUGAACCCGGAGUCACAACUUUACAAUUUAAAGACCCCCAACAGGUUAUUUCAACACCUCAGUGAGCGCAGGAGAAAGACAUGCGUGAAGGGUUUGUGAAACAUGGUCAGGCUGCUCGAACCCCCGGUAAAAAAAAAAAAAAGACUGUGGGGUGCAGAAUAACAAAGAAAAAAAAAGAGAUACAGAUGACUUCUCUGGUGCAGUUUUUGUAACCUGAACUUAAUACUAAAACAAUUUGUCUAAUUUUCACUUACACUUAAUUUGGACAUAACGUGACAAGUGCUUCAAGCCAGAACAGUCAAGUUCCUUUACUAAUUAGGCAUCUAAUCUCUUUUCAGGCUUAUCAAGAAACCUCUUGCAGCAUUUGAAGCCACUUUUGCUCAUCAAAACCAUCAAGUCCUUAUUUUUGGCAUGUCAUGGCAAUCCUCUCUGCACAGCCAGCCAAGACUUGAGAUAAAAGAUGCUGCAAAUGUUUUCAAUAACUUCACCCUGUAUAAGUUCAGAGUCAAAAUCUCUUCACAUGGUAACACUAAUGGCUAUAUUACAAAGUGUAGUUUGGGAAAAUAUGCUUCUACGUGAUUUUAGGGGGACAUCUUUCUCCCCUAUCCCCACUGCCAUGUUUUGAAACAACAUACCCAGGAUUCUCAGCACAAUCCAAAUGAAGGACUGUUUACCGUUAUUUGAGCAGAUAAACAAGCGAGUAGUUUAACUUCCACUGAAGUAAAAUGUCAUUUCAGUAACUUUACUCCAUCUCUAGUAAAAUCACUGAAUACUCUUUCCACCCUUGGUUACAUGCACGUGUGAGUGAGGUUUAUUCAAACCUCUCGUCAUGAAAGAGGCAGCAUCAAUAUCAGGACAGGAUGGUGAGAAGAAGUCGUGAUCCAUGAAGCACCUUUGACCUCAAUUUCCUUUCUUUGGUGCAGUUGAAUGAGAAUUUGGUGACACGGAGAGUUCACUAAUGCAAUAGAUAUUCAUUUGUUAUUUGAGUUUGGCACAGAAAAAAGAGGACUGUGACUAUCAUCCCUUCAGUAUACGUUCUUUGUGGAUUCGGCAGGGUAGGUUACUGUGAAAUCGAACAAAUCCACUUAGUCUCAGCCUUCCAGCAGCUUCACUUAAUGAAGAUAUAGCGGCCUCGGGUCAUUGAGAGCAAAAUGUUCACAUGUUUUUUCAAAAUUUUCUAAACAUGUGUGUAGUGGCUGAUGAGUUAGAGGGGAAAUCCAAAGACUGAGCUGAAAUGGAUCAGAGGAGGGCUGGAGAAGAAAGCAGAGCUGCUGUUUAUCAGUGUGGAGAGUUUGUGCCAGUGUUUCUGGUGUUUACACUCUCAUUCUAAGUUAUUUCUAUCCUUGUGAGCUCCAGUCUGAGGUUGAAACCCCCAGCGAUGACUUCUGAGGGACAUUUUAACCUUGUCUCACAGCAUCUGUUUGCAGGCUGCUUGGUUUGAGGAUUUGGUUAUGGUAUCAGGAGGAAGUUUUGCAUGUUUUGCUGGUGGAUAAGAUCAAGGUCAGCGUGAGUACAUAGAGGGAAGGAGUAAGAUGUUUUUUUUUUUAAAUCAACAAAACUAGCCAACACUUAGGCUUUCAUGUAAACACCCCUAUUUUUAGGAAUACACACGUUCUGUUGGCCUAUAUGUCCAUACAAUGUGCCACUGAGCUGUGGAGAAAUCACAGACCCUGUAAUUUCCUCAGUGAGCAGUUUCUGUACGCAUCAUUUUUUGUGUGGGUGCAAAAUGUUUGGUCAAGAGCAAACAUGUUGUAAAUGUUUGGUUUUGUGUCUGGUCAUGCAUGCAUAACGGGGCCUAUUAUGACAGUUUUGUAGAGCUGGUCAGCAGAUUGACUGAAUUCUUUCUGCUCUGUUACGUGUACAAACCUGAGAUGAUCUACGAGGAUGAGACAGGCUGCUAUAACAGUGCGCUACCGGAAUGCAAAUACACACUUAGACACAGUGGUCCCACACGUACAGUGAGAAGUCAUCAGUCAGCCCUGGCUCUGCUAGAAUCCUUUAUUGGAUGUAGCUGAAAAGUAUUGUGUGUACGUAAUAAAAUUCCUAUAUCAACCUCAAAUCAGUCAGUUCUAUUCAAAGUUAGUCUAUAUUGAGGCAAACAUUUUCAAGAAUCCAAUUUUCCCUCUUCUUCUGAUAUAUUUCAUCUCCAUUGGGACUUCUGGAAAGUCCUAGUUCCCUGCAUCUUUUUCAUUUGAAGCGAGGUUGUAUAAGGUACUUGUCAAUCAUAACUGCAUACCAAUAAGAGAUGCCAGCAAGCUCCACCCCUUUGUUGAGAAAAUGGGUGGAGAGUCUGCAUGGAAGCUGUGAACUGCUGCAGACAGUGUCGAUCUUACCACAUAAUUUAACGAAAUUUAGGGAAUCAAACUUUAAUGUCAGUGUAGUUGAAAACACUUUCAUUCUUAAGAAAAUGUUUCAGCCACCUUGAUUAUGAAGUAUUUUCAUCUACUGGCAAUGUACUGAUCAGCUGUUCAGAUGAAUAAUCGGUCCCUGAUUUUAAACUUUUGAGUUUAUAUGAUAUACUUUACUUCCUGUUUAGACUUUUAGUACCAUAUGUAAAGUAACUAACUUGCCAUAAAUCAUGUCUUUAUUAUCCUAUUUUAUCAAGCAGAAAUUAAUCUGUGGCAUCUGGGGUCCUCCAUGAAUUACUCACUGCUCUUUACCCUUGUUCGUAAGAGUGGCUGCAAUGUUGAUAGAGGAGGUAAAGGUCGUGUCAAGCAUUGGAGCAAACCGUCACUGAGGUUUAACUUGAGCUGCAGCAGGAAGUCCAUCCUCUGCUUUGCUCUAUUCAUUGAUGAGCCGGUGUUCAGCAUCCACUUGAGGUUCUGGUGAUGCCGGUACCAAUGAAGGUUUUGGGCUGUACAGUGUGGAAUGAGGACUCUCAUGGGGUUCUCUACUGUCCUCUUCAAAAAACAUAUGAACUUUGAGUUUGUUCUGAACAGAUCAUCUGAUGUUUCGUUUUCCACCCAAAGGCAGACUUACCUGCAUUAGAAAUGGGCCUACUGUAGGGGGGGUUUAUCCUGGGGGGGUAUCAUCUGCAAAGUGGUCAAAUGCAGGAAAGGCACAGAGAACCAAAAAAAGUGAUAUCCACCUACAAGUAGUAGCAGACAAACUCGUCCUGCAACAGAGCUUAUACUGUAACUGAGCCUGUUUGACUGGACAUCGACCCGGUCAGGACUUUGUCAAAGUCUAGGUGUUUUUAAAAGAAGAAAUAGUGGUUUUGUUUUUAUAACCUGCCCGUUACCUUUUCAGAAGUUAUUUUACAAACCUGUGGAUGUUUCUCAGAGCGGUUGAUGAAGCUUUUUUCAUCAUUUUGUUUGAGUUGCUUUCUAAACCUCUUUCUGUAACCUUUCCAAAAACCUUCCCCUUGGCAACUUUAACCAUCUGAGUUUGGCUGCAUAGGAGAAUUUAUUCAUUAUAACCUCACAUGGCGGUACAAAGCAGCCCUUACAAGAACUGCAGUUAAAGCUCUUAUGAGUUUUUGACAUUUAUGGAACAGACUUAGCCUUUUCAUAACACCCAAAAGUAAACCAGACCAUCAACCAGAGAUUGAUGUUUUCUAUAUUCUUAAAGAAAAGCAAGGGGGCAGGUGUUGACUGUGCAGCUGGAAAGGUAGCUCUGGUUUUACAUCUGGCACAUACAUAUGCACAAUAGAUACAUUCAACUGCCAAAGGUUAGCAGGAUGAUUUUUUUUUGUCAAAAGUCAGUAAAAAGUCACAACCGAUAAACACUUUUUUCACAGGGGGUGCCAAAACUGACAAUAGUCUAGCUGAAGCUGGAUUUUGAAAAUACACAUAAACAUGUCAGUCUGACUGAAAUUGAUCUUUGAAUUGAACAACUCAUAUUCGGACUAGCAUACCUAAAUAAUGCGGGUGGGGCUCAAUUUUCUCUGUCAUGUCGGACUGAGACCCACCUAAGCGUUUUGCACAUGCUCCAGUGUUCACACAAGAGAGGUGAGAGGUGUAAAUGGGUUUCUAGGAAGCCAGGUAGUAAACCAAAUCUUGACAGAGGACGCAAAGAUGUCAAAAAAGACGAAGCUCUCGUUGUGUAUAGUAAAAAGAUAAAGUGCUGUGAGAGUCCUGUUGGAUGAAGUCCAGUUAAAUUGCCAAAUUGAGCUCUAACUGUAGCUCGACUGAGCUAUGUGUGUAAAUGUACUGAAUUACAGCAGUCCUCAAAAUAGUCCAGUUAGUCCUCAUUGGCUUCACUUUUUGAGUCUUUUGAGCUUCGCAACAGUGGAUUUAAUGACUGCAUGUGUGUUGGUUAACAUCAUCACAGAAACUUUCAGUUCUGAUGCAACAGUGACCCCAAAUAUUCUCCUUUUCCUGUGAAUAUCUUCUAUUUUGCCGUGGGUGAUCUCUUGUGUCGCCAACCACCUACAGACAAGAGACUGGUGUCUAUUCAAUAAACUGUGAAGUUGAAGUUCAACCAGUUUACUGCUCAUUAAAAAAGUAAGGAAAGAAAUUUCCUGUCCACAUCACCUGACAAGUAUUGUUGACCUGAUGUUGACGGGACAGUUGAUUUACCAUUCAAUUUACAUGAGAUAAUACCAAGUAUUAUCUCAUGUCAUUUGUACUGCAGUGUUGUAGUGUAGUUGUUGCCAGCAUGACUAACUGAAAAAAAAGUUAAACAGGUGCCAUCUCUUGCAGUUUAUUGUGCUUUUGAACCCCUCUUUAGACUGUAGUUUUAACACAGUAUGAGAGGAAAAGAGUCAUAAAGGGAGUCAGCUCUGUGUAAUUUUCUAUUACGAAAGACUUUGGACUCUACGAUUAUAAGCACAUGCAGGAACAACAGAGUCCAAUAGCCAAUAUUUGGAGCAGGAUGACAAAUUGAAUCAUUUUUUUUCUCUGUCAUUUACCUCAGAUGUUGUCUAUUCUGUAAGCAACUACACACUUUUAAAUCACUGCUCAUAUAAAUGUAAACAAACAAACAAAUAUUUGAUGAAAGUCAAAUCUUUGGAUGCACUCCAAUUAAAACAUUUGAACCCAAAUUGGACAAAGUGGUGAGUGUUUCACAAUAAUUAAUAAGGGUGCUUUUCAAGAAAAUGACAUACUGUGUUGUUGCUUGACUUGUAGUGCAUAAGCAAAGCUUUGUGUCCAUAGGAUACAAACACAUCCUUCAGUUUAUUACGGUAGACGCUUUGAGGAAGAAAUUUAUCAAAAGGCAAACAGACCCAUACAGACUGUAAUCUAACCACAUAGCAGACUGGUGCAUAAUCUGUGGUUUGAGCUGCUGCUUCCACAAUGACAGCAGUGAAGAAAUCUAUGGUCCCUGAUGAAAUGAAGUGAAAACAAGCAUUUUUUAAAAAUGCCAUAGAAAGCAAGCAUGACCAACAGAGGCUAACUCUGCACUCUUUACUGUAUUUAUUUCUGUGGGAGCACCUGUCACUAUGAAAAGCACUUAACAGCAAAAGAACUAUGAAAUCAAACAACAGUCAACACAAGGUAGGUAACAGUGAUGGAAAUAAAAUACAAAGAGGGUCAAUAACAAUCAGAAGACAACAAUAAAAAUUUACAACAUAUCACAAAUAAGAAAGAUCCCAUACUCCAACUAGAAAAGCACUCGAAGAGCACAGACCUCCGCCUAGCAGCUCAUGUCCCCCCUUAAACAAGAAAUGCCCUGACCGGGAUUCAAACCCAGGACAUUCUGGUUGUGAGGUGACAGUGCUAACCACUACACCACUGUGCCACCUAUCUAUACCACUGUGCCGCCCAUUGGUUAUCUUUCAGCAUUGAAAAUUCCAACGACACCCUUAUUUUUGUGUGUUCUGGAUCACAGUAUCAAGAAUUUUGUCAGAAUCACCACCAAUAUGUAAUGGGAUCCUCCUGGGGCUGAGAUGCACCUCUGGUGAAAAUUUCAGGUCAAUCCGUCUGUUACUUUCUCCGUAAAGUUGCUAACAGACAAACAAACAAACCAACGCUACCGAAAACAUAACCUCCUUGGCGGAGGUAAUAAUCCAAAGUGAAAAAAGAAAGACAGCAAUACCAACUUUUAAGAAAAUGAACUACACAACAGAGGUGAGCUUUUAAAAGAAAGUCAAAAGAGGACACUGAGUUUGUCUUUUAGAUCUCCUCAGGCAAGGAGUACAGACUGUAGAUCUUGGUCAGCUUUGGGACCAGUCCAGAUUAAGGAACCCUACAAGAGGACUUCAGGCAGUGGUCAGGCUCAGGAGUUGGCAACUCACAAAUACAAGCCGCAGUUUGGUCAAGGCUUUAAAAAAUCUGUAAAAUCUUAAUAUGAAUUCUUGAACUCACAGGUGGCCAGUUCAGAGGAGCAAGGGCUGGUGUUUUAUGGUUGCUACUGUUGUUGGGAGACUGCAACUUGGGAAUUAUUUGCAGUCUUUGGAUGUCACAUUCGCUGAUACCAGUGUAAAGUGAAUAAGAGCGGUCAGGUUUGGAAUAAAUAAAUGCAUGUAUGAUACUUUCUAUGUUGACAGUAGAAAAGAGGAGCUGAUGUAAACAGGAGUGCAUAUGAUUCUAGGGUUAAGGGCCUCUUAGUGAAUGUGAGUGGGCAGACAGGCUUGACAAGUCAUUGAUUCAGUUAGAACUUGGGACGGGGGAUAACGACAAUGAUUUUCCGACAUUAAAGGGAUAUUCUGGCGUAUAAUUAGGUUAUGGUCAAACACACUGUAACACCGAGUUAGUCACCCCCUCAAGAGAUAAAUAUUGCUUACUGCUUGCUUCUCUAGUUAUACCAACUUUAGUAACGACCGCAUGAUAGCAAUACACAGCUGUCUUUGUCUCCACGUGCAAACCUCAACCAAAACGCCACCCUAUAGCCACAAAUAAUGCUCAGAACAGCACCCAUCAACAGUACAUAUAGGGUCCCAGCCAUAAUAGUAGCCACCAAACAUCUUUUUAGCUUUGCCUGAUUUCUUUAGCUAAGAGACCAAACAUAACUCACCCACUCUCCUCCAGCAGCCGCUUGUUUGUGGGGGUGCCCUGACAAGUCGAUCACUGAAUAAUAAUCAUUUUGCACUGCAGACACUGUUGUUCUUCUGCCUUAGUGUCUCGGUCUGAUUGCAUUUCCAUGAAGUAAUGAUCAUAAAUUUUCUGCUGUACUUGGUGAUCGACUCGUCAGGAAUUUAUGCCAGAAUGUCCCUUUCAGUUUUUGUCAUCAGACAGACUUAGUGGUGCUAGGCUGUAAGGCUAUAGGUGUCAUUUGCAGCAGUCAAACUCUAUAUCAUACCUUUGUUGGAUUUGCCCCUAGGGGAGCAUGUUAACAGUGUAUAAGAGGGGACCCAAACAAGACCCCUGGAGGACACCCUGAGAGAGACAUAAAGGAGCAUGGGGGGAGGCAUUUAUAAGCAUUAAAGAUCAAGACCUGUUAUCCGUUAUCUUUGUGGCUGCUUAUUUCCCAGAGAGCUUUGCAAUUACCAAAAUUUGUCAGAUUAUUAAGGUUUCUACAACUGACAACCUGGAUGACUGUAUUUAGACAUGUCUGCUCUGCCUUCCUUAAUGUGUCAAAUUAAAUUAUGCCUGCUGCAUUUCCCAUACAGUCUGUUUUCUCGCACAUAGACCUAAGGCUAGUUGCAUGUUAAAGCAGAAUCUGUAAAUAGACAUCAAUAUAGCCUAGGGAUGGGCGAUAUGGGCUAAAAAAUUUAUCACAAUAAGUUUUGCCAUUCUGUUGAUAACAAUAAAGUUCCUGAUAAAAAAUAUAAUUAUAAUCUAUAUUUUUGACUCGCUCUGUCUUGAGAACACCAGUUGUAGUAGUCAAAUAAGAUACUUAACCACAAGUUUAAGUGCUAGGUUAUGGAGAAAACUAAUGACACCACACAUUUCUGAACUGUGAAGACACUUUCAGCAUUUACUGAAAAAUGUAGUGAACUGCAGCAGAUCCACUGUCUGAUGUCAGGAAUACCUGAUUGCACUCAUCUAAACCAGAAACAAGCUGCUCAGAAACGUCUUCGUCACAUUUGUAAUUCAGCUCUGCGUGGGCAAUGGCUGUGAGUCUGUUGCUCACGCCUACGUCAUCAACAUUUAUCGCAUUUACCUUACGAUGGCAAAUAUUUAUCGUGGAGGAUUUUUCUGACAAUUAAUUGUGAAUUAUAAUUUAUCAUCCCAUCCCUCACGUAGCCCAUAAUGUAAUUUCAAAUAGUUUACAUUGGCCUGGCUUUUUGAUGUUGAUACCAUUUUGACAUUAACAUCAAGGCAAUUCUUUCUGAAAAAAAGGAAAAGAAAAGAAAAGAAAAUACAGUUAGGUUACUAUAAAGGCAAAAUAAAAUGAUGAGAGUUUUCUCUGGUUAAACAGUGCCAACAGUACACUUCACUGUUUCGUCAUUUUUUUAAAUAGAGAUCUUACUAAAAGUGAUAAAAUGCUAAUUUUUGAGAUGGUUUCACAGAUACAAUAGUGCUUUGAAUGAAAAAAUUAAAAAAAUACAGUGUUAGUGUUGUGCUCUUCAAACCCACUGUAAUUUAGAUACAUAACAUUUAUCUUUCCCAAAGUUCCACCACUAAAAAUUGAUUUACAACUAAAGUUAAAUAAUAGACAAUUAAUUGGACUUUCAAAGAAGUUUAUUGUUUCUUUUGUGUUUUUUAUGCACAUCGUCUGACAUAUCAAACUCAACAGGGUAAAUACUUUAAGCGCAUAAUUCUUUCCGCAUGCCCGUUUUCAAAGGAUAAAUCUGAAAAAUAUAUUGUAUUGUCAGUUUCAAAAGGCAUUUUUAUGAUAAGGCAAACCUCAUGUUGGCAGUAAUGAGGAGAAUACUCGCUGUAUGCCAGAGAAAGGCUUUCGUACAGAAGCCGAGAUCUAGGAGUAAAAUUUAUCAUGGUUAUAAAAAUGAAGGCGUCAGGAAACAUUACCAGUAGGAAAUUGUCUCCAAGUAUUUACAGUAUCUAAUUUCCGAUGACCGCAAUGGAAAAGGUCUGAGCGAGAAGGGGUGUUAUUCAAAACUGGCGUCCAUUUCUCUGUCCCUUAUUUCUAGAAUUGGAUCUGUUUAUUUGUGAUUAAAUUAAAUCAAGCUGCUGGUUGCUGAACUUUAAAUAAUCUUUUUUUUAAAAAUGUUCUUUGUAUUCGGUUCAUACUCGACCAUUUAAGCCUUCGUGGUUGAAUUAUGUAGUAAUAUGUAAAAAUUCUGAGAUGCUGAAGAAACUAUAUGUUCAUCAGGCUGACUGUUUGUUCCUUGUACGAAUCAUCUCUCACAUUUAUCAAUUACUCAUGACAGAUCCUCUUAAAACAACCAUAAAGUAGCCUAUGAGUGAAAUAUUUAUUUUCCAGGAAUUGGAUAAUUUGAUUGACUUUGAUGCAAUUUAUUAAUCAGACAUUCCUUAUUGUAUCUGAUUGGAUCAAUUUCAGAAGUCUGCUGUAAUGAUCACAUUUUACUGUUCAUAGAGCAAACUACCAAUAAAAGCUCUGUCUGAAGCCAUGCAUGCAACUAUACUAGUUUUGCCCCAAAGAGUCGAACAAAACCCCCAAAUCAGCAUUAAACACAUCAAACUAAUGCGAUCUGAGGUCAUUUCAAAGUACUUCAUUCUGUUUGGACCAUAUGCAUUCAUUAAUGCCUUUACCACUUGGUUGAAUUUAAUGAUUUUGUCCAUUUUGGAAGUUGGGCUGCUUUGUCUUAUGAACAGCUGUAUUUUUACAAGCCCUAUCACAAUAAUUUUAAAAUGAAUCACCAAAUUUCAGUGGAUAAUUGUGAUAAAUUAUGUUUUAAUCAUUUUUUAAAAUCCCAUUAUUUUCAUUUCAAAGCAAUUUUUAAGUCCAUAUUGACAGUGUAAAGCAAUUCUCACCAUUUGUCUGGAUUCGGGAAUCAAAUGUGUGCACUUUUCAGGUGUUCGACUUUGGGUUCUUUCUCUGUUUAUACUGGUCCUAUACUGCUGUGAUGCCAUUGUUCCCUACUACAGCUACUUAUUUGAUACAAAGUGCAUAUUAUAUUUGACUUGCCCUCUGUGCAGUGGUGUCAUUAAUUUCCGUCACAGCAACAGCAGCAAGCAGGAAGGUACUGCAGCUUCACUAUGGUGAGCCAAAAUCGACAAAUUAGCACACAAUUUGCAAAAAAUCUUAACUGGAAUCCUGAUUGUGUAACUAUUAACACCUUUAAUGCAGACAACCCAAAUUUUUAGAUACUGACACAAAAUUGUUUUGGCAUUACUGAUCCUCUUUAUCAGUUUAUACUCUAGGCUGGAUUUCUCUUUGAGUUUAUGACUUCCUGAAGCUUGCUAUUGGUAAGAUACACGAUAGGCCUGCAGUUAAUUAAUAACUGUGGUACUAAAUUAAAUGCACGACCAAAGAAACAACAUGAAUGAAAUGUCUUAGUGGAAGAGCUUUUGUCUCUACCUUUUCAUCUUUCUUUUUAGCCCAUUUUUUGACUUUGCUCAUGACAACAGAUGUAUGUUUACCCAAGAGUCUGUUUCUGCCAAGAUUUCUACCUGUCUUUACUGCUGCUGCAGUAAAGUGGUUGCUAAACGGGUGUUUGUAAUAAACAUUACAUAAAAUACCCUCCAGAGCUGUUUUACUAAAGAACUUCUGCUGUGAUUUGACACCUUAUAAAUCAAAGGUAAUUGACUGGUGCAGAUGAAAAGAUAUUUAAAGUGGAUUGGUUACCCCAUUGACAGGAAAAAGUAGCUCCAUACUUUCACGUCUGUGCAGGUCUCCUUUUCAGAUCUUAAAAUGUAAGUUUGACUAGGCUGCUGCACCUUUAAUAACUCUUUCAAUAGAUAGUGAAGCUUGUUGACCAUUAGUAAUUCAUGACUAACUCACCUGUCAAUCUUUAAACUUGCUUUAAAUGGCUCCUCUAAAUGCUUUUUGUUUUUGGUCUCCAAGGGGAUCUCUGCUGCUUGGGAUGACUGUAGGGAAUUGUGUUCUAACCAUCACUUCCUAAUAUAAGACUAUACAUAUCCAAUGAAUUUGUCAAAUUUGCAUUCAAAGGUUUUCUUUAAGUUAAACUUUUGUCAAGUCUAGAGUUUACAGAUAUAAACAUGUUUGGCUUAAAGGGAUAUUUCAGCAUAUAAUUAAGUUAGGGUCAAACACACCAUAACAUCGAGUUAGACACCCCCCCAAGAGACGAAUGUUGUCGACUGCUUGCUUCUCUAGUUAUACCAACUUUAGUAACGACUGCAUGAUAACAAAACACAGUGGUCUAUGUCUCCACGCACAAACCUCAACCAAAAAGCCACAAAUAAUCCUCAUAACAGCACCUAACUUCAGCAACAGUACAUAUAAGGUCCCAGCUAUAGCACUAGCCAUUAAACAUCUUUUACAUAAACACAACUUAACCACUCUCCUCCAGCAGCCGCUUGUUCGUUUGGGGUAGCCCUGAUGAGUCGAUCACUAAGUGCAGCGGAGUUUCGCAGCUCAUGGAAGAACAUUUAUGAUUAUAACUUCAUGGAAAUGCAAUCAGACCGAGACGCUAAGGCAGAAGACCUACUGCGUCUGCAGUGCAAAAUGAUUAUUAUUACUUCAAGGGUAUCUAAUCAGAGUUCUUGUGUAUCUUGUAUGUACACUGCAGACGGGGUAGUUUUUCUGCCUUAACGUCUCGGUCUGAUUGCAUUUCCAUGAGGAAAUAAUCAUAAGUUUUCUACUGCACUCGGUGAUCGACUCGUCAGGGCUCCCCCACAAACAAGCGGCUGCUGGAGGAGAGUGGUGAUAUGUGUUUGGAGUUUGUGUUUUUAAAGAAACCAGGCAAAGCUAAAAAGAUGUUUGAUGACUGGUACUACGGCUAGGACCCUAUAUGUACUGUUGAUGACAUUAGGUGCUGUUCUGAGCAUUAUUUGUGGCUACGGCUAACUAUGACACAAACGGUACCGCUUUGUCCACAAUGGUCAGCAAUACUGAAACAGGCGAAAACGUUCUCACAGGAGCUUUAAAGCCAAGAACUUUAUUGUCUUAAGUUCCUUUGAUGUUGGUUAAUCUGUUCACGAGUUGACAACUAUCUCUUAGCAUGUUACAUUGUGUUUCAGUUUUUUUUUAUUUCAUGUCUGUCCCUUUGACUCUAUGAUGUCUCUCAUUUUCAGGCUGUCUGCUGCAGGAAGCAACAGCAAACAGAGAGCCUUUGAAAACAGAAUCCAUCUGCCGGCAUGUCUGAGAAAUGCUCAGCAAUGAAAUGAAGACCUGAAGACAGUCAACUCAUGAACACAUGUGCACCCUGCUGAACACGCACACUGAAGAGUUGCAGACAACAGUGUUAUAGGACUGUGUGAGUGCGAGGUUGGCCCUCUUACACACUGCACUGUAAUUCAAGCAAAGGACAUAAGUCGAAGAGUAUGGUACAACCGUCCAACUCAGCCUACCUGCUGGGAGGCCUUCUGGGUAAGAGCUUCCACAUGUCGAUGUUUGUUUAUGAUGGAGUAGUUGCUGCUGUUAAUGUUGAUGUGCUGGUUUCCAUUGGUGUGAAAAGGUGCCUGUCCUUGUAGAUAGCUCCAAGGUCAGAUUUUAUGUAAAGCAUCUGGUCAAGACAUCUGCUUUUCGUGCAUUGCUUUGUUUACAAUCAGACAAAGUGGAGUUGGAUUUGUAAAAGAGGAUUACCUGCAUUUUUAUGCAGGUAUAAAAGUAAAGACAUUCAUUAAAAGUACUGUGAGAAGUUUUCAAGAAUCAACAAUGAGGAACCUUCCAGACAAAUUCAUUAGUGUUUAUCCAGGAUGGAGACUGCCUUUCCCAUGAUCACAAUCACGCCAGGCAAGGUGUUGCUCUUGCCAAUGUUUGGAGUUGUUGUGAAAGCUAAUGAAUCACAAGCAGACUUUGUUUUUAAUGCUACCUAAAAAAAGAACAAGAGUGUGCACAAGAAAAAGAGCACACUCCAACAAUAAACUAACCUUAGCUGCAAAAUUGCACAAAAUAAUAAAAGGUCAUAAAAGGUGAAGGGGAGGCUCGGAGUAAAACAAAAUUCACUGUAACCAGACUAAAGAAUAUCAAGAACAUCUAGAGUGCUUCUUUCUUUAAGUGUAUUGGUUGUCAAGCUAAUUAGACUUUUUACAAAUAUUCUAAAAUAAUAAAUAGUAUGUCUUUAGUAUGGUAAAAAACAUUACUUUCUUAAAUCCUGACGAGGUGCUAGUAUAAGUGUGCGACUAUUUAAAGUUUUGUUUGUUUGUUUGUUUGUUUAGGUCCUCUUAUUACAGUGCCUUAAAGCUCAUAGCUUGAGUUACUUAUAGUGGAUUGUGUUCAGCCUCUUUUUGCUCACCACACCUGUCCAGCUUACACUUGUAAAGGGUUAAUUUUCUCUUUUGGUUUCAUUAUAUUUCUCAACCAAUCAACCAAUGGAGACACUAAAAAAUAAUGUUUGAGAUAGGUGCAGCUUUAGAGGUAUGCUUUUUUAUACUACUCACAUAUCCUUGUGUCUAACAAGAAGAAUAAACACAGCAUCAUAUUGGCUAAAACAGAAUAUGGAUUAAUCUCCUCUGAAGUAGUUGGUGAAACAAAAUCAUGUGAAUGUGAUCAAACAUCUCAACAUGAAUGAAGCCCCUGAAAAGACAUUUGAUACUUAAUGGUAAUUUGGUUCAUCUGAUUUGCACUCAGGUUUGAUUAUUCAGCAUCAAAGGUGUGAAGGCAGGAAACAAAUAUAAUCCCAUUUGAGCGCCUGUGACUUCAGUCUGUGUGUUGAUUUUUGGUUAGAAAUAUGUAGGUCUCUUUGUUAAGCCUGUACAAAGCUGUAAAUAACUUAUCACUGAAGUCUGGAGAUAAAAAAAAUUCCUAAAUUUUUCUCUGCAAUGUUUACUAUGUUAUUCAAUUACACAUUUAUUGAUGUAAAAGACUUGAUGGGUUUCAUUAUCAGAGGCCCUAAGACUGAAAUUAUCAAAUUUGAAGAUGAUCUGUCGCAUGCUGUUGCUAAUUGUUGAUCCAGACGAGUGUGAUCAUAUUUCCAAAAUUAGCGUCUCAAAGGGAUAUUUUUGUUCCUUUUGAGUGGGGUCGUAUGAGGUGCUUGUCAAUAGUGCCUCUGUUGUUACCAGUGUACACGCCCUUCGAGAAACACAUUACCAUCACUGUCGACACAUUAAUGGCUGGAGAGUUCCUUUUAUAUUUCAGUUCCCUUCCCCUUCAAUAGUUCACAAAGUGUAUUGUGAUAAGGUCAACAUAGAGCGUUGUUUGUUCCAUUAUGCAGUUAAAGAAAAUAAUGAAAGCUGUAAAUGUUCUUCGAAGAUCCACUUCCUUUUGACUUGUCUGUUUUUUAACAAACCUUUAAAAAUUGAACAAAGCGAACUCUGGAUGGUGAGUGAUGCAGACUACAGUCAUAUGUGAGCCGCUGUUUGAGUUUUAUCAAUUCCAGUUCUGAGUCCAGUUUUUCAGACCCAUGAAUCCGUCGAUCUUAUAGAAACCUAGGCCUAGCUGCUAGGGUCCUCUAAAUCAGAAAGGUCCUGUUGUUAUAGAGUCCCAGGCGUUACCACAGUAGUUGCCUUGAUUGAGUGAGCUCACAGAUUACACACCUGUAACACCAGGUAACUCUCCUGCUCCUGUUUUUCCUCAUUUGGUCUGUGGAGUCAUCUUCUCCCUCUGUGAACUCCAGUCCUCAUGUUCCUACAGCGUCAUUUUUCUUGUAAGAAUCAGUCAUUAUUCAAUCAAGUUAUUCUUUGACUGAAAAUGUACAAAUAGGUUAUAAACCAACUAGUGCUGUCAAACAAUAAAAAAAAAGUAAUCAGAUUAAUCAUAGGGUUGCUGUGUAUUCAUUUUGAUUUAUCAUGAUUAAAUAUCAUUCAUUUUUGAUCUGUAUUAAUCAUGUUUCAUUUGCAUGAGGAAAGAGACUCAGGAAAGCUCAAGUGCCAGCAGAAUCCUAGACUAAUGUAUGCUUCAUUAGAAAAAGAAAACUCCUUUCUGCAGAGUGUGAAUAAUCUGUUGUGUUGGUUGACUGUUUCAUCUUGUUUUUUUGUACUCAAAUUUCCCAUGGAGAGGGCCAACGCUCAACUUCUUGGUAGCCCUAACCUUAUUAAAGCAGUUGUUAGCUUUCAUUAGUGUCCAUUUUGCAGGAUUCCUUGUUGCAAACACAAUAAGUAUUGUCAAGAACCUCAAACAACCCCACAUCAAAAACACUGAACUACUUUUUUUAAAGGCCUUGUGGUGAAUGUCCACUCUGUGUGGGCAUUUUUGACUUGGGCAGCUGUCAUUUAUAGAUCAGUCCUGUUUGUGAUGAUGCUUAUAAACUUGCUGUCACAGACGUGGGUUAGUAGAUUCUUUCCUCAAACACACGACAAAUGCUGCUUUACCCUAGAAAGAGCUCUUGCCACCCUUGUAAACCUCAGUCCUGGUGUCCUUGCAUUGGCUGUCAUCUUUGUGAGAAAAUGAAGCUAAAAAUGUAACAUAAAUGCAUGCUCUUUAUACGUGAAGAAAAAAAUCACCCAGUUUUUAUGAGGUGCAAAUAUUGUAAACACAUCAUUUGUCCUCCAGAAGGAUCGUCAGUCUGCUGUUGGCUACACACAGAAGCAAUGCAAUACAUUUUCUGACAGCUGUGCACACUUUGCAUGCACCAUUAGAGAUAAUUUAAGCGCCUGUCAGAAACUUAGGUGUCAAUUUUGGCACCCUCUUUGCACAAGGCAGUCUUCUCUUCUCUUGUCCUCUACAUAUCUGAGUUGUCUGACAGAAAAAUAUCCUACUGAUUUUUGGUUGCUAAAUGUACAAUUUAAUAUUUUAUAUGUAAUGUGGAAAUCUUAAAAACUGGGUUGUUUUGUAUCUCCUGGAUUGACACCUACCCCCUCACACUGCUUUCAAGCAUCAUAAAAUUUGCAAAAAAGACAUUAUAAAAGACAGUUAUCACAUUGCUUAUGAUCUUGUUUGCAUUUUCUGUCAUACAAAAGCAUCAGUAUGAUGUUCAUUCUGUUUCAUAGAUAUCAGCAAAUGUCCUCACAGGAGUUGUAACAUAAUCCUGAAGUCUUUCUCUGAAAGUUUUUCAAUGGCUGUUGUUUCUGUAUGCAGAACAAACACAGGUGUUUUGUCAGUGUUUUUGAAGUCUGUUUUUAUUUGAACAAACUAAACCUACAGUCCUAGUUUUUACAGUGAAAAUGUUGUUUGUGUGAUAGUACAAUGAAUACUUCACUACUGUUGAUUAAUUUGUUAAGAAAACAGCUUUGUCCCAGGUUAAGUGACUUAUUGAGUGGACACUGUCAUGUCACAGAAACACUUGAAAUGACCAUAAGUUUUAGACACACCACAUUGGGGUUGCAAUGGCAUGUCACCUGCAACAUCUAAGUUUGAAUGCCAAUGCCAGCGUCAUGUCUGAUAAGAACCAACCCUUUUCAAAGACGGUUGGCUUGACAAAACAAACCAACUAUUUGAUCAUUUGUAUUAUGCAAUCUACACCCCCCAUACUCAGGUAUUGUAAUGUUUGGGCAUUUUACACAAAAUCCUGAGCCUUCUGCAAAGACAUUCUCCAUGAGCCCCUCACCAAAUCCACAGCUAUUUUAAAUUUAACCCCUCCUGCAAAAGAUCUUGUCUCCAACCCCCCAGUCACGGUUUUAUGUAAGAAGUAAUUUAAAUGACCUGACCCAGCAUUAUUAAUAAUCCCUCAAAAAAGCCAAAGCUUGGUCUUCUGGGUGGGAGUUCUUUGUUUGAGUCUCCACUGGCUCCAACCCCCACCCCAAACAGACUCAUUCUCCAUCUCCUGACUUUCUAAAUGAUUUCUGCGUCCAUCUUAAAGGCCCCUGUCUGGGUCUCCAUUUGUAUUAUUUAACAUGAUGUUCUGUCGCUAAACAAUACCUUUCAAGGGUUGCACUGCGCUGCAAAAAAUACAAUUGAGUUUCCUACAAAACUCAACUGUUACACCACCAUUGUACUGUGAUACUGAGCCACACCAUGCCAAUCAUGUAACUAUUCUAAGGAAAGUCAUUUAUUUAUUUUAUUUUUUUAACAGCAUUAAAAGGAUGCAAGAGAACUAAACAGUGGAUUACCCAGAGGUCAGCAGGGUCUGAGUUGAGCAGCUUCCUUAAACAAAGGUUCUGUCUUCCCCUACAAGAGGUUAUCCUCAUUGAAACUGGUUUCUUAACACCAUUAUUUAUGUAGACCGUAUGUAAAUAUAAAAACUACAGUUAACGUUUUUGUGAGUAUUCCAGGAGUAAAAGGCCUCUCAACAGACCAUGUAAGAUAUUUUUUUUUGCUUAUUUCUCAAAACUGGAUAUCAUCACAGAUUAAUUCUCAGUGACAAACUUAAUAUGAACAUGGAUCACCCACUUCACAACACCUUGAUGGACUAAAGGGCAAAUGGUGGUGGACGGCUCCUCUCUCUUCGCUGCAGGACAGAAAGAUUUAGAAGAUCUUUUGUACCAACAGCCAUCCGGCUUUAUAACUCUUAUGUAAAUAAUAGAUAACUUUUAGAGACAUAUUACGUGAGACAACAGACAAUUGAAUUUCCCUUCGGGGAUCAAUAAAGUUCUUCUUCUUCUUCUUCUACUUCUUCUUUUUCUUAAUACCAGGGACGACAUAGAGAAACAUCAUAUCAAAUGACUUUGAAUCAGGAUCCUGCUCACUCUGAGAAAAUAUGCAGACACUGUAAUUCAAUCCAAGUACAAAGAUUGAUUUCAUACAGUUAGGAAUCAGUCACUUUACUACCAUCGCGGUGGGACAUCUGCUUUGUGUUUUUUCCAGAUGUCCUUGUAGUAAAUACAAUACUGUAUAAAAGGAGAUAUUCAUAUUACCUAAUGACAGUGAUACAACCCAGGCACCUUCAGGGUUGAGGCAUGUUGAGCUCCUUCACACUUCAUUUGUAAGAAAAAUCUCACUUUUUGUGAAAGGGCUGGAGUGUAUCAAACGUUGGGUCAUUGUUGUCGGGGCGAAAAAUUCAACUGUGCUUGGCAUUUUUUUACCUUUAUUUUUAUGUCAUAACGUAAACUCAUUUUUUCCUUAGACAUAGUGCGGAUGUUUUACAAGCUUACUUUUAUUAACAUAACACUGCGCAAGUAUCACCCUGUUGUUGUAUAACAUGUUAGAAAAGCACAUAUUGGGAACGUAAUGGUCAUGGUAGUGGAUCAGAGGCAUAUUUCUGCAUAUACAAAUACUGAUAUUAGAGCAGCUGUGCUUUAUAAAAUGAUUAAUUAGACUUGUUAUAGAGGUGGAAUAUCUGGAUGCAGUUUAGAUAAAGUAAUAUAGCAGUACAUUGGAGACUACGGUUAAGUGUAAAUUUAGUCGUUAAAGCCAUUAACUAUAAAUUUAGAUGGAAAAAUCUAUCCUACUUCAUACAGCAAAAGAAUCCAGUUGUGCAGCAUAUCUGAAUCUCAAAAGUGUUUAAAAAAUAAACAGACAGUUUGACCAAAAAUCAUUUUGUUGCCUAGUUAACAAUGUCAACGAUUUUAAGUGAAGACACUGAGGCUGAUAAUGUCAUGAUGUCAAGAUACUUUCUUGAAGUUCAUAUACUGUAUAUCACUGAUAAUCUUUGACACUGCUCUCACAGGCUUCAUAGUCAAAGGUUAAAAAAUCUUAUUGGUGUUGCUGGUGGCGUCAACCAAACUGCUCCUUUCUGCAGCAUGCACAUGUGUACAAGACUCCUCCUCAGUCAGGUCAUGAAAAUGCCUUAGAUGGACCCUUUAGGGACUGGGAAAAGCAGGACUGACCCAAUUGCGUUUGACAGAGCAUUCAAAAUGUGACAGCCUUUGGUGCACUGCUGGGAGGCAACCACUCCAGAAAUGCAUCCUUUGUUGGUGCCGACUCUGAAGUGGGAUGGAGUCAUUGUGUUUUUAGAGAUCUCAAACAGCUGGUUUAGCCUCUGUAUCAAUUCCCAUCUUGAGUGGGAAAGUAAGAUCCCAUCACAAGUUAAAUCUGACUGCCAAGAAAUUUAAAAUCCUCUUGGUAAGACACAUAAAAUCUCUUUGAUGGGUCACAAUCCCAUAAAAGUAAUUUAAGUUUACUAAUUUAAGUUGGAAAGUGAUUUAAGUGAACAUGCAAUGCAGCUUUGAAGGGAGAUGGAUCACUUGAAAGUAAAUGUGAGGAGUUUGUAGCUGUUUUUCAAAUUGACUGAAGUUAAUACUUAAUCUUCCAUUACCUAAGCAAGCAAACAAGACGGUCAGGAAUAACACUGAGUAGUUUUUCCUCCUGUAAGUGCUGCCAGCUGAUUGGUGGAUAAGGCUAUUCACAGACCAUGUACUGUACAAAAGUGUCCAUGUUUGUUCUUGGGAUAUCUUCCAGUUAGUUAGUCAUGAAUGCUGGAAAUUUGGCAGCAUCAACAGAUCCUAUAGACUGUAAUUACAAUCAGAAGUAUUCAGAACCUUUUUAGUUUUUUCACAUAAUGUUGAAACCCUCAUAUAAAUCUAAAUCCCUGAAAUGAAAAGCAGGAUUUGAUAAAUGUUUGCUUAUUUCUGUGUAACAAAAAAAUCUGAAACCUGGCUUUGCUUCAAGGUAACAUAAUCCUUAGCAGUUUUGGGUACGAUACAAGUAGAUCUGGAUUUAUCCGUAGAUCUGGACUGUUUGAAUUCCUCCUCCACAGAAGCUGUAAAACCCUGUAAAGUUUGAUGUUGACCUUUGGUGGACAGCCAAUUUCAGGUUUCUCCAGAGAUUCUUGAUCUGGUUUUAGACAGAGCUCUUAGUCAGCCUCUCAGAGACCUACACAGAGUCUGUCAAGAAUUUCUGCUUCAUCUCAGAUGUGUGCUGAGGGUUAUUGUCCUGUUGGGUUGCGGUAGCUGCAACCUUUGGCCCAGUCUAAGGUCUUGAACUCUCUGAAUGAGGUUUUCAUUGAAGAUAUCAUUCUGUCUUCUGCUUCCCCUCAAGCUGGACUGUUCCUCUGAAUUCUGUCAACUCUUUUACCACAGACAGUCAUCAUCCUAUCUUUGAACCAGGCCUGAGGCGUGGAUGAGCUGCCCUUUUUUUGUCUUCAGAGGAAAGCAUCCCAAGCUCUUUCCUUGUAGGACCAAUACCCAAACCUCAGAUAACUUGGAAUCAGUUAAGAAAAGAUAAGAUGUGGUAUCUUGAGUUAAGAUCAAACUAACUUCAUUCAACAAUGAGCUUUUUGCUGAAAAAUAUGAGCAUGUUUAUGUCAAAAAGAUGUGUAUUUCUGUUGUUUUAUUGGAAAACACUGGACUAUCAUCCUGUGGUAAGAGAUAAAAUGGAUGAAUUGGGUAAAUUCACAUUGGUGACAGUAAAACAGAAAGAGUCAACAAUGCAGUACUUAAAACAAUAAAAAAAGAGAGAGAGAGAAAUGAGCCCCCUAACUCUUUCCCUAAAUCUAAAAGUAAAAGCUGUCACAGCCCAGGCCUCUGUUGCUUUGUCCUCCAUCAUGUUGUGAACAUUACACUGUGGCUUCCACAGCAUGCUUUUGAUGUCAUGUCAUGCCUCCUCUGACAGCCCACAAACCCCCUCCUUCAACAGGGUCGAUCUCACGCUGGGAGCGACAUGUGUGAACAAGCAGCUCUGGGUAAAUUGUAGGGACAGAGUGGCAGAGUUGUAUGAGAGAAGUUUAAGCUGUAAGUGAAUGAAUGUCGAUGCUGAUUUAUGUGAGGCUUUUCAAGUUAGCUCAGCUUUGACUAUCUGCAUUGGUAGAAUACUCCUUCACACUGUCAUGGUCGCAUGCCAUCAAGAAACAGGGCUGCUCUUUACAUGCCUUUGUGGAUUUCCAUGGUAACAGCUGCAUUUAAGUUAUUGUAGUCCUGAGAACAAGCUAAACAAGUUCCAAAGUGCUGCAAACGGUUCAUUAGUUAGCUUUUGGUGAUAAUUACACGUAAUUGAGGUCAUUACCUGCACGCUACCUCUUACUCCUUAUGCACUGUUGCAAGAACUAGCAAAAACCUGCUUGACCAUUGAAGUUGUGCAUUCUCAUCCAACAGACUGAAACACUUUCUGAAUGGUUUAUUCAUAUGAAUGCGAAAUCCAUAGGAGACACGAAUUUAAGCUCAGACGUGAUCUGGCUUCUAUUUCGAGAGGUAUCGAGAAAUUUUGUCUCAGCAUUUUGUGUGUGUGUGUGUGUGUGUGUGUGUGUGUGUGCUGGAAUCAGUUCAUAUACAUAACACAAGGCAGAAGAGAAGAAGAAAAACAUCCUCUCUGAACCAAUCAUCAACCAAUCAGUUAUUUGCUCAUUGGUGUUUAGCCAGAAUAAUUGGUACUUCAAUUCAAGUAGAAAUACAAUAUCAAAAUCAGCAAAUCAGUUCGAUAUUGAUAAAUAUAAUAGAUAUAAAAUAUAAUGUAUAAUGUAAAAUGUAAAUGUAAUGAAAUUUAACAGUGCGUAUUGGGAGCAUGUCUUUUGCCAUACGAGAAGUUACUGCAUCUGUGAGGUCUUUGUGUCUCUUCAACGUUUUGUUGUAAGACGUUGCGCCAGAGAAAAAAAAAACUGAAUGGUCGGCUGUUUCGGCUGCACAGGAGCCAUGGGCUUCUUGUUUCGCUCGGGGUUUGUAACCUUUUGCAUAGCACUCAUUUCCUUUUUUUCUUACCAACAGUGCUGUCGGCUUCACGUGUUGAAGUGCUAUGUUUGUGUUUAGCUGCAGCCUACUAUUACUGUUGUUUGCUACUUGGUUCUAAUUCAGCACAUGAUUGCUUCAGCGCAAAGCGGACCCAGAGCAACUCCCCGUUCCAUUGGCUAUUCGUAUCAUCCACCAAAGCAUAGCACAAUAGUGACUACCGAAAAGCAUAUCGACCAUGUUUUAUAUUGAUAUCAAGGGAAAUUAAUUUUCAAUAUUUAUCGCCAUCGCUUUAUUGCCCAGCCCUAUUGGCUCGUUUCCAUCUGUAUGCUGUAUUAUGAUGUUUGACAGGCUCUCAGACGUAAGUGCAUCAUGUUAAGCAUUUCAGCCCCAGAUCUUUGCCUUAAAAUAUGCAAGGGUUGCUUUCAGACAGUUUGACGGCCUUCACAAACUCAUAUAUGAAAGCAGGCUAGUUUAAGGCAAAAUUAUCAGACUACUAAGAUAUGUGCCAAGUCAUUUUGCUUCACAACUUAAAGAACAGGCAGUUGAAUCCUUUCAGUAUACCAGCAAUUUCGGAUGACUUUUUAAAGGUUUAACAGACUUGAAUGCGUUUUUAGAUGCCUGAAUCCUCCGCUUAUCAAACAGCUCAAUCAAUCAAUCAAUCAAUCAAUCAAUGAAUCAAUCAAAUUUUAUUUAUAUAGCGCCAAUUCACAACAGUCAUCAUCUCAAGACGCUUUUCAAGGAACAAGAGCAGGUCUAGACCACGCUCAUUGUUUGAUGAUCAAGAACCAACCUAAGAUGGGUUUUGGCCCAUCUCAACUAACAUGAGUAACAGUGGCAAGGAAAAACUUCCUUUUAACAGGCAGAAACCUUGGGCAGGACCAGCCUCAUGUUAGACAGCCACCAUGCAGUUGCUGGGUUGGGGAGGAAUGUAGAGUGAAGAGGGGAGAGGGGAGAGGGAGAGAGAACAAGAUAAGGGAAGGCGAGAGAGAAUGAACAGCUGAGUACAGCUGGGUAUACUCAAGUUAACGGAUUGGAUGUUCCUCCAUGUGUUGCUCCCAUAUGUUUCAUCUUAAAGCGAUGAGUGUUUCCAGUGUCCUCUUUGCACACAAAGACUUCCAGAUGGUGCAGCAGCACUUUCACCUCAAUACCUGUGAAGAGAUUCAGUCUGAUUUCAGACACACAUACACACGUGUUUAUAAAGUUCAGUCAAAUACAUAUGUGUGGUGAAAUGUUUCUUUUAAUAGAAAUUGCGAUACAGUUGUUCAUGUUUUGGACAGAAAAGGAAGCUACCUUUUUGUAGAGUGGUUGUCAGAAGUUUGGUUUGGUUUAUGUCAACUUGAAACUUUUAUGCCCUGGCAUAAGAAAUUGACCUUAGAAACAUCGUAAAAUGGGAACUAGGUAGGACUUUUCUAUUCUUUCUGGCCACUUAUAGCACCUGUACACUUAUUACUCAUCACUUUCACCCAUUCACAAACCUGUGUCCUCUGGGUCCUGCAGACUGUAUGUACCCAUGUGUCUGUAGUUUAGAGAGAGUGAUAGCUACAGUGCAGUCAGAGUGGUUUCCUCCACCUCUGAUUGAAAGUAAUUCAUGCAACAUUGUUCUGAAACAAUGCAAGCUCAUUGAGUAAAUAAGCACGCUGUCUGCUUGUCCAAAUCAGUUAUGAUCAGAAGUCACAUGUGCAUGAGAAGAGUCAGAGUCAGACCUGCUGUAAAAUACAAGAUGAACUAUCAUAUUCUUAAUAUUCUCAAUGUUCUGGAGUCUUCGUGCAUAUCUUAGUGUAAAAUAAUGCUUUUUCACCUGAAUUUUAUAUUUUUAACAAAAACCUUAUAUUAUGUCUUUUUUUAAGGGGUUACCAUCUUUCUCCCCUUCAGAGCCGUUUCUCUUUCAAACAGCAUGCCGGUAAAGAGCCUGAGUCACAUUACAGACAAAGCCUGUAGAUUUCUCACCUCAUGCUGAGUGUCUUUCUUUGGGUCUUUGUUGCUCUCUUUGGUGAGGAGAGAGAUGAGAUAAGACCAGAUACCAAGAUAUGAGAUGAAAGAAAAAGUCUCUGUUUGAAUAAUUUGGGUUCAAAGAUGGUGAGAUAUGCUAACAUGACUGUUUUUAGAGGCAUAAACAUUUUCUAACUCAUUGGCUACUAACCUUUAGCAACUGUUAGCAUUCAAACAUUUUUUGCUGUAAACAAGCUAGCUGCCACAAAUUAGCAAAGACUACAUUAGCCAACAGUGCUGUUUGCUUUAAUACAGGCCUCUUCUGAUGCAUGCUAAGGUAAUAUCAAAUUAUAUUGUUUAAAAGAAAGUGGUUAAAUGAUAGACUAUAUAUACUAUAGACAACCUUGUCUCGCUUCCUGUCAUUGAAUUGAAGCCAAAUUGCACUCGGUACUUCCAGGAUUUUCUCCACUUCCUGGAACCACCACUUGCGCAGUAGCAUUGUACGCAUAUGGGGGGAGUCGCUAUGAUGCUCAGUUCAAACAGCGUAUACCUACGCAAUCUUUGUACGCCCAUAGGCUGUAUCAAGUGUCAAUCAUAGAAAACAUGAGCCCCCUAAUAACUUUUAAAAAUUGAGCUGUACAGAAAAAAGAGGACUUGAGCACAAACCAGUCUUACAGUAACUACAUGUCAACAUCACAACCAGGGGGGAGAAAAAUUUAUAUUCUCUGUAAUUAAUUUCUGAAGUUUGUCCACAACUCCAUGGGGAUUGCUGGAGGAGGCGGAUUUGUGACCUAUACUGCAGCCCGUCACCAGAGGGUGCUGUUCUCAGCGUGGCUUCACCCAGCGAGGAGGAAGAUGGCAUCCAUUUUAUAUACAGUCUAUGGUUUGAAUACAGUUGUUGACUUAGACAGCAGCCAAAGGUCUCAUCAGCCUUGUUAUAGCCAAACAGAAAAAAAUGCCUUAAUAAUCCCUCUAGACUUUUGUCUUUUUCAGCUGAAAACAAGGAACACAGCAAUAAAACUUAGCAACUGUAUUUGAACUUAUAGGGAAAUAGCUACCAUGUUAUUAUGAUUAUUGCUCUGGGAUGUAGUUACUGCUCCAAGUCUGAGAAAUACAGUUUCUUCACUCCACCAGUCAAACUCUUGAAUGAGAUUUCCUUUUUUUAAGGAAGAUUUUACUCUCCAGCCUUUGCCCUGUGCUCCAGGAAAGGCUCUCUGGAGCACAUCCUAAGCAGCUGUUCGAUAGCCCUUGGGGAGGGUCGUUACCGCUGGCGGCACGACCAGGUGCUGAAGUCUGUUGCUGUAACUAUCUCCAAAGCCGUGGCCAAAAACAACAGCCGCAAGCAACAACCUGGCAACAGGAACAUCGCCUUUGUCAGGGCUGGAGAGCAGCCACAGUCACAGCCCAAACCAGCAGCUGGCCUCCUCACCUUAGCGGUGGACUGGGAUCUCAGAGUUGACCUUGGCAAGCAGCUCAAGUUUCCAGACCAGAUCACAACAACUUCCCUGAGGCCAGACAUCGUGCUAUCAUCAGUCUCUUCAAGGCAGGUGCUCCUGUUAGAGCUGACAGUUCCCUGGGAGGAUCGCAUAGAGGAGGCAAACGAGCGGAAGCGGUCAAAGUACCAGGAGCUGGUCGAGCAAUGCCAAAGAGGAGGGUGGAAGGCACAGUGUGAACCCAUUGAAGUGGGGUGCAGGGGCUUUGCUGGCCGCUCAUUGUGCAAGGUUUAUUCGCUACUUGGCAUCACCGGGGCUGCAAAAAGGUCAGCCAUCAAGUCCAACAUGGAGGCGGCAGAGAGAGCCUCCAGGUGGCUGUGGAUCAGAAGGAGCGAACUGUGGGCCAUUGCUACUGGGACACAAGCCAGGGUCUGAUCAACCCUAGGCUGGGUCACCUGAGGGAGGACGUAUGAUGUUGAAAGACCCGAAACGUCCGAUGAACUCAGGAACAUCACUGAUGAUGUGUCCCAGUUGCAUCUCAUGAUGUAUCUUCAAUUACCCUUGAUUAAGGAGGCUGUCAGUAACUUUACUCCGUCUGACUCAUUUUAUGAAUGCAUCUCUCCUCCAUUGAAGAAAAACUUGUUGACCUACAGUUCUAAACUCUUUAUAAGGGACCACUGUCUGGGAUUUUCAGGGAUCUAGCCUUUUUUGGUCCUGAUUGACUCUGAGAGUGUACAUUUUACCAACUCAGUGUCAGAAUAAAUUAGCACGCAAACAAAUCCAUCCUUGGUGCAACUCAAUGACUUUUGCUGAGGAGUAAGAGAAACCACUUAUGGUGAUUAUAUCUUUGUUAGUUUGUAAAAAGCCACCUAAUCUCAAGAGACACCCUUUCUUCAUGUUUGAGACAGUGCUGGUUCGCUAGGCCUUGACUUGGAUGAGUUUCUAAGAGGGUUCAUUCAGUCAUGCACUCAUGUUUUGGUGAAUGGUGAACUGAACCACUCAGUUUGCAACUCCAGUUCACUCUUAAGACUGUGAACAAUCACACGUUCUGGGAGGAUCUGAGAGGAAUCAAUGCCUGCUGAGCUGUGUGCCUAACAGCAGCCAAAGUUGAAUUGACAGCAAACAACUAGCAUCCAGCAUGGCUUAAGCUAUGAGUAAUGCAGUAGAUGCCAGUGCUUAUGAAGGCAGCUGUUGUGGAUAUCUGAAGGGGUUGUAUGAACAAUUCAGGAUGGACUCUGACUGAAACAUGAUGAUAAUAAUCAUGAUAACGAUUGGUUGACAUUGUUGAGAUAGUCAUGACAGCUCAUGACAAAGUUAAUAUGUAAAAACUUUCAAACAGGAAAAACUGGCCAUUUGAUGUUAAGAAAGACAGACUGCUUCCUGUGAAGUAUAUAAUGUAAAGACCGGCAAGGUCACAGGCUGUUUAUCAUGACUCAGCAUCUUUGGCAAAUAAAACAUGUUUUUGUCAGCCUCAGAGGGAACAGGGUGUUCUUCAAGUUUUAUCUGAGUUUCAUUUUAUCUGCCUUAAGGAAGAAAUUAUAUCUGAACAUUUAUUGUCUGGUCCACUUUGAUCCAGACUGAACCAACUGUUAGAUCAUAUUGUAUAAUCAGAACCAAAACUUCACUUGUUCAGUAAGUGUUUCAGCUUGUUCAGUUUGCACAAUGCUUUUAACUGAUGAUUGUGGUUGUUUUCAAAGACUGCUGAACUUAAUAUACCAUCACCUGCAUGUAGGUUACAUUUGGGGUUCAAUCUAAAAUGUUUUGACAACUCUUGAUUGGAUUUCAAGGACAUUUCGUGCAUGCUUUUAUCAGGACUUUAAAUGCAGCUUUACAGGAAUGAUAGCACCAGUCAGAGAACCAGGACUCUCUCCCUCCAUCGCUCUACAUUCCUCCCCAACCCAGCAGCGGCAUGGUGGCUGUCUAACAUGAGGUUGGUCCUGCCCAAGGUUUCUGCCUGUUAAAAGGAAGUUUUUCCUUGCCACUGCUACUCAUGUUUGAUGAGAUGGACCAAAACCCAUCUUAGGUUGGUUCUUGAUCAUCAAACUAUGAGCGUGGUCUAGACCUGCUCUUGUUCUUUGAAAAGCAUCUUGAGAUGACGACUGUUGUGAAUUGGCGCUAUAUAAAUAAAAUUUGAUUGAUUGAUUUGACUAAAGCCGGGCUGUCAAGUCCUUCAGAGGUGAUCCAGAAAAUUGAAAAGUUCAGUAAAGACAGUGAGAGAUGAAACCUUUAUUGGAGACUCAAUUCCAUUCACCUUCUCUAGUUUCCUCAUUAAACCUUGAUAUUAAGGACACUGGUAAAACAGCUGUGUCAGUACUGUCAGGAACUGUUGUUGGUGAGAGAUGCAGUAAUCAAGCUCUGAUUUAGAGAGGCUCUGUAAUAUUGUUGUUAUCAAGUCCUAAGUAUCUCCUCUCAGUCUUGCAGUGGUUCACAAAGGUGUCCUCUUUGUCCACAGUAAAUGCUUUCUCCUCUAAAUUCCCUCAGCCUUUCGGAUUUGGAGUGAUUUUUAUAUCCUAGACAUAUAUUAUACUUUAUAUCUUAGUAUUACAUUCAUAUAGCUUUCUCUGUCCAACAUGAGGCAAGCGAAGGUCCUACAUUUAGAGAUGUCCUUUAGACGACCAUAUAUGUCAGGCUGGAAGCCAAAAUUCGAUGCUGAAUGAACUGUGCACAUGCUCACAGCCACACUGGGACAUUUUCAAGUUUAAGGUCUCUCACGGGGUUGUGGACUUAAGACUGUCUUUUCCUUGUAAGGACUUUCUGAGUACAUCUUGACUGUAUAAAAUAGAAUUGAUAACUCAAAGAAGUUGUCAUUAAAUCAAAUCUGUCUGCAUGUAUAACCCAACUGUUUUUAGAGGUUUUAUUUGCAUCAACAAAUAAACAUCUCUUCCUCAUACUAAGUUUCACCCCUUAAGGUUUCCCAUAUUGGUAAAACUUUUUUAAAAUGACAAGAAGCAGCUUUCCUGUUGGGAAACAUGUUCAUCCUGAAUAUUAAAAAAAAGGUGGAUCUUUGUUGAGUCAAAAACAAUUUUCAUGGAGAAAAUUCUCUGGAUAUUCUCUGGCACAGCAACGUCACUAUAACUCAAAGCCAUUAUGAAUCCAACAGAUGUACCGCCAAGUUUUAAAGGAUAUAGAAAGAAACAUGCAUAUAUCAUUUACAUAAAUAUAUUGCUGAUCUGGAUGCUUGAUCCAUCACAUUUUUUUUUUGUAGCCAGAGUGAACAUAAAACCCAUACCAAGUAAAGUGAAAGCUUGUGAAAAAUGACUGUGCAGCUUUGUGUUUCUUUCCUUGUAGGCCUGUUUCUGUUGGUACCUGUUCAGAUGGCCCAGACACCCGCCAGCAUGUGCACCCCGCUGAAGACACUCAAUGAUAGCCUUAGCCAAAGGCGGCGCUACAUGGUAAGAGAGAAGCAGCAUGCUAGCAACCGUGUGUGCGACUUGCAUACCGAGUGAAGAAAAUGUUUUAAUUCUCAUUUUAAUAAAGUAAAAAAUGACAUUAUCAAGUAGGACAUUUUGCUAAAAUCAAUCAAAAACAUGGUGUAUACUAAACAUUUGCUUGAAGAACACAUGCAGUGUUUGUAGAUAGUGGAGAUAGUAUAGCAGCCUGCGUAGCUGAAGUUUAAAAUGAGUGAAAAACAUUGCCAGGAUGCAAAACACAAACACCACCAGCCCCAGAAACACUGUUUUAAGAGCACAUUGUUAGCUGUGGGACAUCCUCACUUACAUGGAAGUAAUUUUACUUCAAACAGACAGUUGUUGCUCAGAAGAUGCUAAUGUGUAGCCCAUAUUAGAGAGCGGUUGCUGUCAAAGUUAACUAACUCAUCUCACUAUCUGUGAAUUAAGCACAGCGCAGAAUAUGACUAAUAUAAAAAGCUUUAUGAGCCAGCAGCAGACCAUGACUGACCAGUUAAGAAAUUAGCAAGACAAAAACAUACUCAAUGACGAAUGAAUGACUCUGUUUUAAAGAAAAGAAUAAGGUCUUUUUUCUGAAAGGUCCUGUGAGAAGUUGUUUGUUGUUUUAUUGAUAUGCCUUUAGGACUCUAAAAUGACCAUCAAUGAGAACUGUGUCUGAUCUUACAAUCUUAUUCUGUCUUUACAUUAGGUCUUUGUAAGAAGAGUAUGGCCUAGACCAGCUCUUUUUGUUUACUGUCCAGUGAUAACACUUGUUGUGAACUGGCACUACAUAGAUAAAGAUUGAUUGAUUGAUUGAUUGAUUGAUUCUGAUGAAGUGUGUACACUGUUGAGUGCUAUUUUUGAAUGUUGUUAAAUUUUGUUACACUUUUCUAGUACAUUUCAUCAUUUUCACAACCUUACAUUACAGUCAAUACUUACGACCAAUUUCUCACUUGAAACAGUGUCACACCUUCCUCGAUGAUACAUGUUUGAUAUCUUUUCUUUCUUUGUGUUACAGAAACACAACUUUCCCAUCAACUACACCAUCAAAGUUCAUCAUAAUGAAAUCUUUAAAGUGUCCAGCAUCAGCAAAAUGGUAAAAAUUCUCAGCACAUGUACACAUGCUUUUGUUCUUGGGCUGUUGGUUUGACUGUUUUUGAUAUAAGAUGAUCUCAGACAGAACAAACCUUUCAUCAAAGUGACAAGCAUGACAAAAGUUUGUGAAUUUACUGUACGAUUUUUCAUGAAAGCUAGUCUUCGGAUGGAUUCUAUUCUUCCUAAUUCAAGUCAUAUCACUUUCCUCAAAGUCUGGAUCGUAUGUCGAUCAAAAAAGUGAACCAGCGUGUCUGCAGCAGCUCAUCUGGCAGCCCUCAACUUCAGCACCAUGUUUCUGUUAGAAAUGUCAGACAAUACCCCAAAACAGAACUCUUAUUAUUACAUAUCUGUUAGUGUUUUCAGGAGCCUAUGGAUUAACCUUGUUUAAGCUAUUUUAAACUUUAAGAAGUAAUGAUCCUAUUACUUAGUUGUUAGAGGACCUCCUGGUUCCCCUGCUGUCACUGUUAGGAUGCUCCUCAAACUAGUAGUUUUAUCUUAAAGAAACACAUAUAUUAAUCAAGGAAUGAGUGUUUUUUUUUCCCCCUUUUCGGUAUGAAUCAGAGGUAAUUAUUGGGGUCAGGGGUGGCUGUGGCUCAGUGGAAGAGUAGAUAGUGUCACAGUCAAAGGAUUGGGUGCCCAAAUCCCUGCCAUCCAUAAGCUAAAAUGUCCAUUAACAAGACUCGGAGUGGGAGUUCAGAGUCAAAAAAAAAAAAAAAGGAUUAGCUGAUAUUGAUGGUACAAACACAGCAGCCUCUGCCAUCAGUGUAUGAAUGUGGAGUCAAUGAAUAAUUGUGACAUGUAAUGAAAGUGCUUUUAAGGGUUAGAGGACGAGAGAAAGUGCUUCACAAGAACAGUCUAUUUGAAAUUUACUUAAGCGAUUUACUGAAGCAGUAAUUUAAUAUCAAUGUUAAUCGGUCAAACUUUAAUUAAUCAUAAUUUAUUUAUUUAUUUAUAUUUAUUUAUCAUAAUUUAUCAUCUAACAUGUAUCUUCUUUUCACUCUUACAUCAAACAGAGGUUACUUGUGGAGGGUCUGGAUGAGCUGGUUCUCCAGAGGCUGUGGUUCCAGGUUAACCAAGGAGUGUUAAAAAAGGUGAGACUACAGUAUUUGGGCGACAGUAGCUCAGGAGGUAGAGCAGUCAUUCAUUAACGGGAAGGUUGGCGGUUUUGAUUCCCCUCUAUCCCGAGUCUGUCCGUUGUGUCCUUGGGCGAGACACUUCAUCCACCUUGCUCCCAGUGUGUGUCCUCCACUGGUGUAUGAUUGUGAGUGUUGUGUGGUGGUGGUUGGGGGGGCAGUAGGCGCAAACUGGCCCCAGGGCAAUUGUGACUACGAAAGUAGUUUACCACCACCAGGGUGUGACUGUGUGAGCGAAUGAGUGAUGUAUCUAAUGUAAAGCGCUUUGAGGGUCUCUGAUAAAACGGUAUAUAAAAUCUGAUGCAUUAUUAUUAUUAACAACUCUGAGAGAAUUGCUGUCUGACUCUUAUUCCUUUUAUCCGUCAGUUUGAGCUAUUUUGCUUUUUCUCUGCUCCAUCCAAACAUUUGUGAAUCAAUCAGUGCACCACCUGUUUUUUUGUUUUUUUUUAUAUACUUGCCUGCUAUGUUGUCGUAUCUCAGUCUCUUCAUAAUGUCAGACACAGGGGUAGAAUCCAUUUCUCUUCUCCAUGUAUCAAGCAAUUUUUGGCACCAAUUUGACAAUUCUAAGGAAACAACAUGGUCUGCACAUGUUGUCAACCAACCCGUGCAGUCACUUGUUAUUAAGUUUGAAGUUAAGAUGUCUAGCAUGUAAUAUAAAACAUCUGUUUUUCAUGGCAAAUCUUUGGUGUAACUGACAAAACUUGAAAAGAGAUGUUUGUGUAUUUUCUUUAGUUUUUAGGCUCAGCAGUGGUUAGCCUGGUGUCAUAUGAUCACAGAGGGAGCUGAAAGAUGGCUUGGGAAUGUUGGGGCAUGCAGGGAAACUAUUAGAGAUUUUUUCUAAGCAUGCCUCUCCCACAGUGUCAAUAAAUGUAACAGACAUUAAGAGUCAUAGAGGGAAAUGACAGGUGCAUGCGUUAUAUAAAGGUUUAAAACAUCAGACGGAAGCCAUGGGACAACAUUUCUGUGUCAUGACUUUUAAAUAAAGCAUCAUCGAAGAUAAACUGGAACUAUGAAACUGCAAAUUAUCAUCUGUCUCAUUAUUCAGGCAUUAUGUCAGUCAAACAUAUCUUUAGACACAUGAGCCCUUGCUCUCAGAAGAUUAAUUUCUAGUGUCUUAAUUUCCGAGAUUUGUCAACAUUUUGUUUUUUCUCUUUCAGCUGCAAGCUUAAGAUGUCAGUCAGCUUAAUGAUAGUGUUGCCUACCACACAACGAGUAAAAACAGUUCAAUUAAAACCACAUCUGUCAGGAAGGACCAAGUGUUCCUAGCGGGUGUAAUAAAUUGAGGGUUGUACAUAUCAUCCCUUGCCUUUGUUUGUCGGCUCAUGAUGGACUGACUCAGCCUCAGGCCUGUCUGUGAAAAGUCAACACGUUUUUUUGUUUUCAGAGCUGUUGAUCAAAGUAGUCAUGGAUUGAGCCAUCUCACGUCUUUCUCACACAUGUUAUACAGAAAAUGAUUCUACAUGUUAAUCAGCAUUCAUAAGUGUGAAUCACACACGCGGUUGACCACAAGGGUGUUUGUGUAAAUGUGGCAACCAGAUAGAAGUCUGACAGGUCAAGAAGUUGGCAGGAUGAGCUGACAGAAACACACAGUCCUUUCUAGGCUUGUACUUCUCUUUGGCCAUGCGCUGCCACUGUUACAAUCCUUCUAGCAUCUUAAGUAAAGAGACUUGAGAUGAAGAUGUCUUACAGUGUGUUGUAUUCUGGGUUUGCAUGCAGAGUUUGGUUUAUUGACAUUAAACAAAAUUAAACUCUGACUUCUGUAAAUUAUAACAUAAAUUUCAUUCUUUUCCAUAACCAGCUUAAACUCUUCAUGCAAGCUUUAUUAUGAUUUUCCAUGUGAUUUUCAGGCUGAAUACAAUCAUCACUAACCAAUUUUUACAAAAGAUCUUUACAUUGACAAACUCACAUUUUAAAAAUUGUGUCUAUUUUCUGUUCCAAAGAUUUCAGUCAGAGAAGACAAAUAUAAGAAUGAAAGGUUAUUUGCUGCAGCAGACACCGAUAUCUUGAUCGAAAUUCUUGGGCGUAUGGACUCCGUGGGGGGAUUUUGAGUUCAGAAGGAUGUCUGAUCUAGGGAAUGGCAGGAAAAUCCCUCAUAGAGUCCAGACAAUGACAGCAAAAAAAGGGAAUGAAUGGUUAUGACUUUGAUUGCAAACAUAAUCUUCUUGACUCAACUUUAACUGAAGAGACAUCUCAUUAGACCUUUUCCUAAGUCCCAUUCCAAGCAACUUCAGCCUUAUUAUGUAUGAAUUCAACUCUUUAUUUAAUUCAAUUUUAGAUCAUCCGAGUCCUGCCAGAGAGACAUCCUUCGCGCCCGUACACAGCACGGCUGGAGAGUCGCUUCAGAGAUUUAGAGGGAGUCUUUGUACAGGCCCAUCCAGCUGAGGUAAGAAAGAAGGCUCGUAAAUUUGUUAUAACGUAACUAAUCAGUUAGGAAGAGAAAGUGCGUCAGACUGUCAGAGUCAGAGGACAUAUGGCAUGAGACAGAUGCCACAUUGAUUCAAUAAAUUUCCUGAACAUUAGAAAAUCUAAUAAAGCCUCCAGCUUGGACCCAAGUUAAGUGACAGUAAAUUUAGCCCUCUCAUUAAUCACCCAGUGUGGUGCAUAUUGGGGAUUUCCUGUUGAAAUGAGUGCUAAAGUACACUGUUUGAUUUGAUAUUUUAUGCAGAAUCAAUCAUUUUUGCACAGUCCAGUCAGUCUGAACAUGAGUCCUCAUUUAUCUCUGUGCUGCAGCAUGUUGGCUCAGAGACAGCAGUGAUAAUCCUUCACUCUCUUGACUACUGGUCCAACAUGGACUUUGGGAUCAUUUGGUUAUAUUCAAACCCAGCUGUCUAAAUGUUUUCUGUAACUGGACUCAUCACAGGCAUGUCUGACGCCAGUUUUGAUCAAUGCCUGUUUUUUUACUCUGAUGAAAAUUUUAAGUGAAAUAUUUAUGUGGUACUAAACACAUGCAAAGAUAUUUCACUAUUCAAUGAUAUUUCACUUCUUGAACUUGUUGAACCCCUGCAAUGUUUGUCUCAAGUGUCAGUGAUUGAAAGAUGAAAGUGAGUUUUCGUGCUGUUGAAGUAUUUAGAGGGAGUGUGUUUUCGAUGCUGCAUCACGCUCCCGCUGAUUUAUCUUACCCAGAAUCUUUGGAUGUGAAUCUCCUCAUGCAUCUACAUCACAUUUUAUCACUUAAAUUUAGCCAACUUGUCCACCUCUCACUCACACAUAUGUUUCUGUCUUCGUUGUAUUUUGGCCUCUGCAGGUGUUCCAGCAGGAGCUUCCAGAGACCAUCCAGGACACUUGGGAUCGUUUAACAGAGGAGCCAGAGAGAGUGCCACCGUCCAGCUGGAGAUACGCUUCUCCAAAAACCCUCCUCGACAAUCUGUGUUAUACCAUGCGCUGCCUAUUCAGGGAGUGCUUUGCCAGCACAGAGGCACAGCAGGACUGUGAGUAUGGCAGCAGGAGACAUGUUUCACCCUACAGUGACAUUACAGGCUCUGAUUUAAAACACUGUCUUCUUUUUUGUGGAGGGAGGGUCAACAGCAAGGAGCCAAUGGCUCAGCGGUAUAAGCACCUUAUGUAUAAAAGCCAUAGUCCUUUUUUGCAGGGCUGGACUCUGUGUUGUCCUAUCUCAUAAAGAGAAAGGCAUUAAUUGUAACUUUAAAAAGGUCAUUAGCAGAGGCUGUACAAGUCAAUAAACUUAGUAUAAACUAAAACACUAAAGAGACAGUACAAAUAAACACUCUGUACCAGGUUUCUGACUUUAAGAUGGUAGCAAUUGGUCUAAACUCUUCUUGGCAGGACAUGAUGUCAAAGGACCCCCCCACCAUUUGUUCUCCAUCUUCAUCUUGGAUAAAUUGUACUAAAACAAUAGCGUCCUGAUCUGCCCCAUAUGAGGUGAAAAGUUUAGUGAAGCAAACAUUUUGCAUCCCUUAUAAAUUGUUAUAAUUAACAUGAACAUUUGCUUCUCAGAAGUCUACUCAAGGGCAUGUUAUCUGACAGAGGGGGUUAAGAGUCAACAUACAAAACAGCUUUUUUCGGUGUUUUGCCCUAUACGGCGGAGGACAGUGUUUUUGACUUUUGAAGUCCCACUUGUCAAAAACGUUGCAAAACACACAAUCUCACACUUUAUUUUUUCAAAGCAAAACAAUGGAAAAUACCAAGAUGGCAUUUUAAUGAAGUGUUCCAUGAAGGCAUCGGUAAAUAGUUUCAGUGCGUUGAAAUUAUGGAAAUAGGGCGAAAUGUGAUUGUUCCAAUAUGAUAUCCAAUCCCUUGCUUGAGUUGUAAGUUAUAAGUCACACUCUUCUUCUUUUCUGUUCUUUGUUUCAUAACAGCUUAUUUUCAUUAUACUGUGAGUUUGUUUUUUAUGUAAUUCACACACUUGUCUAACACAGUGCAUGGACAGUAACUUUGAUAUUUUACUGUUAGAAACUGCCAGAGAAAAGGAGUCAUGAAGGUGUAAAGUACAUUUUUGACUCAAGAUAUAGCGUACCUGUGCCAUAACAAAACUCUCUAGGCACCUGCUCACACCAAAGCAAGAUAGAAAUUCGGUCAACUAGCCAACUGACACCAACUCAGCAGAGACAUGAGGGUUGUAAAGACAUUAUUUCCUCAUUAUAUUGCAGAAAAAACUUAAUAAACGUGUUACCAUGAAAAUAAUAAAUUUCAAAAGAACUAAUUCAGGAGCAUCCUGUUUUUACAUAUACGUCAAGCUUGAUCACAGUCCUUCUCUAGCAAAAUUCAAGAUGACAUUUACAGAUGGAGUUCAUUUUUUUGCUCAGUCUCAGUCAUUGAAUUGACUCUGUGAAAGUCAAGUCAGUCUGUGGUUUUAAUUAGAUUAAAACCACAGACUGUAUAUAGAAUAGACAGCGUCUGCCUCCUCGCUGGGUGAAGCCACCCUGAGAACAGCACCCUCUGGUGACGGGCUGCAGUAUAGGUCUUAAAUCCCACCUCCUCCAGCAAUCCCUAUGGAGCUGUGGACAAACUUUAGAAAUUUGUUACACAGAAUAUACAUUUUUCUCCCCUCUUGUUAUGAUGUUGACAUGUAGUUACUGUAAGACUGGUUUGUGCUCAAGUCCUGAAUGUGUACAAUGCUACUGCACAAGUGGCGGUUUCAGGAAGUGGAGAAAAAACCCAGGAAUACAGAGAGCUUUAUGGCUUCAAAUCCGUAUAAUGAUGGAAGGGGGAACCAAGUUGUCCAUAGUAUAUACAGUCUAUGGUUAAAACAAGGUAAUUUCCAGAUAUGUUUAGCAAGGAAACAAACCCGAGUUCAAAUUAAAACUUUAGAACUUUAAAAGGAGAGUGGGCCUGCUCCAUUUGAAGGAUGACUAUUAUGUAGUUCAGAUCAAACCUUUAACCAACAUCUGUAUCCCAGUGUUUAAAGCCAGGAGGAAAGACACUGAGCUUUUCAUGAUGAUCAAUCCUCCAAUCCAUUCUGUACUGGCUCACAAUGAUCUAGAUAAACUAGUAGAUACCAUACAAAAUCCUUGGAUGAAAGUCCAGUUAAAAACCUGGAAUACAUUUAAAGAGGAUUAUAAAUUAAAUGAGAAAAUACAAAUAAUCCGAUGGUGUGCUUAUGGGUUCAAGCAAAUAAAACGAAUUAUGGAUUUGGACUGUGGAUCACUGAUGGCAUAACAACUUGAAAGUAGGCUACUUCAAAGGAAAACAAGGUCUAAAAAAAUCAGAUUUUUUCAGAUACUUCCAAGUGCACAGUCACUUUGAACAUAAGACAUAAAACAGCCUUGAUUUAACUCAUUUUGAUAUUAUUUAUAGGUACUUACCAAAAUGUUUCAAGUAAAGUAUCAUCUCAAAACUUUAAGGGUGGUUUAUGGAAAAGAAACUACACACCACCAAUCUGUCAAUAUCAAGUGAAGUCUGGUUAGGUGUCUUUAAACUGCAGCAGAAAUGUACCAAUACACAUGUACAGAAAGAACAUGUUUAUGAAACUUUGGACAAAGCGGGUUAAAAAAAUCAUGGACAGAUUUUUGGGAAGUUGCCAGUCAAGCACCUUAUUGUAUUGCCCUGUCAUAAGAUUUUUUCUCCUGUGUUACAUUUCACCUUGAUUUACUUAAGGUUACUGUAUACACACAGUCUCCCCCAGAUUGUAUUUUGUUAUAUCAACCGUGCAGAGAGACACAAUUAAAAACUCAGCCAGGUUGGGCCCUGGGAGAUGGUCAUGAAAACUUCCUGCUUUCUUUAGUUCUCAACCUCUGGCCCUGCCAAUCCAACAAGAGGAAUACAUAGAAUUAGCCUGUGUGAGGACUUGUUUGUGAAAUAAAGGCAGAAGUAUUGAACUCACAAUGAAAAAAUUACAGUGACAAACAUUUCAGGGGAAAUUAUUAUAGUUAGAGGAAGACUAAGCCACAACACAACAGAUGACAUGAAAACAGACGGGCUUGAUCAUAACAUUUAAUCACAGUUCUUGUAGUCGUAACUGACAUUGAUCGUAAAAAUAUUGAUUUGUUGGUCUUUUCUUUGCUAGCCUGGCUUCCUUCAGACUCGGACACUAUGAUGACAAUAAUAAUAAUUGAAUGCAAAAGUCUGUGUAUAAAACAGUAAAUUGUGAUUUUAAUGCUGUAGGGAUGAUACAACACUGGAUUUUGGCUUGAAAAAUAAGGCGCUGACACAUUGACGACUGUUCUGGGUCUAUUAUGCAAAGUCCAGCCUGCAUGCUGGUGAUGGCCCUAGGUUAAGCAUACAGACACUGGAUUGAUAUCAGUCCAUUAUUUGUUUUCCCAUGAAAAACAAGCAAAAAAUAAAUAAAAAUAAAAAUAAUAUAACAAUAAAAAUAAUAGUGCUAUCUGCUGAACUAUGUCUUUCAAGCACCUUUAUGAGGAAUAAAAAAAAAAUAAUCUGAACUGCAGAGUUCCUUUCAAAACAGUUUUAUUCCAUGUCUAAAGGUCCUUACACACCAGCGAAUUUGUGGAGCUAAGCGAAAAAGCGAGACGAAAAUGCGAAAAUAUUCGCCUAUACACACCGGGCGACCACUCUGUGGUACACACUCUCUCCCAUCGUUGCUCUUGGUGCCAGUGGUGGUGUGUGUCGCGUGAACUGCAGCCGCAUGGGUCUGUGACAUCAUCAACAACAUGACUUUUGAUUGGCUAGAAGUCUAGCAGGUCCAGAUAUUUGCCUGCGAAUCUCCGAAAAUUCGACACAAGAGCGAAAAAAUAAAAGAAGCUUUUCGCCCCGCGGAAAAAUCGCCGCCGGUGUGGAAGCUUGCAUUGACUUUAUACUGUUUUAAAGAAACGCGAAUAAUUCGCCUGGCAAAUUCGCGCCUGGUGUGUAAGGACCUUUACCCUGUAAGACAAAACAUAGAGCCUGCUUUUAGAUAGAAAGAGAAAAUAAUUGUUUAUGUGAUAAAGUAUAGUCCCAGCUGUUUCGUCAGUGUUUGUGUGGUUAAGAAAAAUAAGUCACACACCAUGUUAAAGUAGUCCAAGUCUGUGGUUUCCAGCCUCCCAUCAAACACAGUACAGUGCAGUUACAGCAGCACAGAUGUAACCACUUCCUAUGCCAAAAGGUGAAACCUGAGGAUGAAGUUGUUUUACUAUUUGGGUUUAUUAAGUUUGAAUCAUAUCUAAUGAAAGAUGAUUUAUGUCUGAUGAAAUUUCUUAUUUUGUCUUCUUUGCAGACUGUGAUGUUUCUCAUCAAAGGAAAGGCAAGAAGAAGAGGCUCAAGCUCAAAAGCUGAGAGGACGCUGGUGGGGUGAAGUUGUCUCUGUUGAUACUGAUAAGGGAUUGGUAUCAUUACCUCUUCUGAGCUAAUGGGAGAAGAGUAAAUGGACAAUCCACACUGAAUCCAGAAAGUUUUUUUUUUUUUUUUCAAGCAUUGAUAUGUCUUCCCCAAACUGUCCUGACAAUAUGAUAAAGAUACAAACUCUACCCUGGCUUCAUCAGACCAAACAGACUGAAACAGUAGAAACAGAAGCAGUAUUUAUUGUGAAUUCAUUUGAACAUAAACUUCUUCACACCCCAGCUCAUUAAACCAAAUGUCCAAAGUAUUGUUCAUAAAAGUAAUUCAGGUGGAUGCUGAGAAAUCGGGGUUCAAAGUUUUGGAAGAGAUUUGUUCAUGUUCACAUGUCUGGACUGUACAGGUGUGGGAUCAAGAAACUGGGUGUAAGUGGAAACUAAAAGAAGGAGGGUGUCGUACAAACUGCUUAUUCCUGGUCAGUGGGGUUAACUUCACUUGAAGUGAGGACUUCACUGCAGCUCUGCUUAAUUUUGGUCCAAAAGCUUAUGAACUAUCCUGGUUGACCCGAACGGUUAAUCUUGAGAGACCAACAAGAUGAAAUGCGAGACAGCACAUCGGACCUUUGUUAUUCUGAGAAACUUAAGCUGUCUUUGUAUCUUAGCCUGACUUCUCUUCCACAAACAGCUCUUUGAAACUGCAACGAAGAGUAAGAGAAAUGUACAUGAACUGACCUUCAAACCUAAAGGCUGAAUGAUAACUACUGUUUUUUUUUCUUUUCCUUUUAUUAGUUGACUUUGCAUUUUGUACCUACAGCCUGCAUUUAAUGUGUUAUUUCUGUGUAUAGUCUAUCUAACAACGUAUGAAUCCUGUAAAAUUUCCCUGACACUUAGGACAUUGAGAACUAUGUUAAUGAAAACUGAAUUUGAUGACCUUUGAAUCCUAUUUAUUGAAAAUAGUGCAAAGACAACAUACAGUAUAAAAAGUUUAAACAAAAGUGAAUUAUGUGUUCAUUUUACAUUUAAUGCCAGCAACACCUUUUAAAAAGUUCAGAGCAGACACAUGUUAACUUUCUUGCUCAUUCGCCCUUACUUUAACAACACACUGUAAUCUUGUGGGAACUUUGAGGAUGUCAGUUUCUGGGGUUUUAAAGGUGAAGUGUUAUCUCAUUCUCAUUCUUACCUGAUGUAAGAGAGUAGCUGCUGAAAUCGCCUCUGUUGUGUAUCAUCUCACCACAUCAUUUCAUGAUGUGCCAAAUAUUUUCAGUAGGUGACAAAUUGGGACUGCAGCCAGACCACUUGAGCAUGUGGCCUCUUCUGUAACUGAGUCAUGCUGUUGUAAUACGUGCAGAAUGUAGUUUGGCAUCGUUUUGCUGAAUAAUGGGAGAUCAUCUCUGAAAAAUGCAUUGUCUGGAUGACUUUACAGUUCUUUUCCAGAUGUUCAGGCAACCAGUGCCAUGAGCACUUUUGUAUUCACAUACCACUAUGGAUGCUAGCUUUUGAACUGUGCGAUGAAAACAAGCCGUGUGAUCUUGUUUUUUUCUCUAGAGCAGAGGAUGUAAAGUUCAUGUGCCCCAAAGGGAAUGCACCCAUGUGUCUGGAUCAUGUUUAACCAUGGUUUCUAUCAUUGCAUGGUACAGUUUUAAUCUCCAUUUAUGGAUGAAACAACAAACUAUUGAUACAGACAAUGGUUAUUAGAAUUGAUUUCCAGCCUAUGCAGUGGCUUCCACUACAGAUUCAAUGCAGUACUGCCCUAGGGUCCAGCGAUAGUGGCAAGUAUUAGUUUUCAUCCUUUCUUUCUUCAGAUUAUCUGUCUUUUGAUUCAAUGAUAUGUAAAAGAUGAUGAAACCCCCAAAGUCUCAGUUUUGCUCUGAAAUUGUUGAAGUAUCAUGUAGUCUCUCUUAAAGCAGUUAGCUUCUUCUUACGUCAAACUCCCUGAAGUGCCAUUUUUACACGAUUGUGCCACUAACCUGUUUCAUAUUUACCAGAUUAUUAGAAAGAUGUUUGGCUUUUUUCCCCCUUUUUUUGUUAAUUACAUAACUUUUUCAGAGUUUUGUUGUCCCUGCACCAACUGUUUUUUAACGUGUUGCUGGCAUCAGAUUUUAAAUUGUUAUUGCAUCAUUAAUCAAGAAAUGCUUCAGUUUCUAAAUCUGCUAUGAUGUCUUUACACUACGUCUAAUGGAAUCUCAAUCAUCAAUCAAUUAAUCAAUCAUUCUUUAUUUAUAUAGCACCAACUCACAACUAGUGUUAGCUCAAGACACCAUACUCUAUAAGGUUCCAAAUCAGUUUUUAACAAACAGUUCACACAGCAUCCUACAUUUUCUGGGGCUUAGGUUAUAGAACUCCACUAUGUGCCUAAAAUGCAGAAGGUCUCCACAUUCUGUAUAUUCUUUUUGUAUAUCUAUCAUGCUCAGAACGUCAGAGUUGUCCUCAAAAUAAUAUGUCUUUUUCUUCUUAUAGCUCUGUUUUUUACUUCACUCUCAAAAGCCUAGUGAAUAUUUUCAUAUCUGAAAUAUCUAUGCAAAGUUUAGAGAUUGACUAUCAAUAUUUCAGGUGCCUCUUAGCGCUACGCUUAGAGCUUUUGAUGCUCUUCAUCCAUAGCCCUGACUUAAAGUGAAUUCCAAAUUUCAAGUCUUUUAAAGAAAAAUAUUUACAAGGAAACUUUCCAGUAAAUGUGCAAAAUGAAAAAUACAAUUAGUCAGAGUGCUUAAAUGUGGCAAACAGGGCUGGGUUCCCAUAACAGAAUUUCAAGACAUACAAGUAUCCUUGUGCUGAAGCUGGAAAAAUGAAACCUUAGUUUUAACUCAACUCAGCUGCAGAGAUUACAUAUUUGGAAUAUCUUUUUUCAAAACAAAUCUGUUGAUUUUUUGAACUCCAACUAAUUUCAACCAGGAUCAUAUUUAGUAAGUUUUUUAUGUGAUUGUCCGUCAGGUUGUUUCCAUUUGCAAUUCUGCUGAAGGCUAUCAAGAGACUGCUGAACAAAAUGCGUUAACAUGUGAAGUUUCGUGGAGGUCCGAAAGCAAUUAGAAAUCAUUGUGGUUUUGGACUCAUGUUUAAUGGCUUAACUUAUGAAGGAUAAUGAAAAAGGUUUGAGCGAAGGCAUAUCGACAUGAUUCGUAUUAAAAUCAUAUGAGAAGCACACAAAGAUGCAACAGAUUUUCCAUGGAUUAACCAGUUUAAAUCAUUAGGUAUGUGACUGUGGAGUAAACUUGGGAAAAGCUUUUUAACUCAGCACUGAACUGAAAUUAAAUGACUGGAUCUUGUCUUGAGGAUAGUAGUAGAUAGAUAGUAGUGGUAUGGUAUAGUAGUUUGUUACUGCCACAAAAAAACCUGACAGAGCUUUGUAUUUUCUUUUAAUAUGUAAACAUACUUUGCGUAAGACUGAAAUCUUGCUCACGGGGUCCAGCAGAGGCAUUCAAAUCUGUAUGGAGCUACAUGUUAUGGGAACAUGCAUUUUCUUUUAACUCAACAUACCCUUACACUGCCAGAGCCCACACGACAUAGAUGUGCCACUUCCCUUCUUUUUUUCUCUGCUGGUGACUGAUAAGCCAUGAGCCACAGAUCAAAAAUUGUGUGCUCCCCAAAUAAAUUGAGAGUAACAUUAGAAAUUUCCACCACAUUGUUUACUGGUGCUAUUUGUCAGUACCAAUUUUGCCACACAGUUAACAGUAAGAGGUGAACUUAAAGUCAGAAUAAGAAAUGUAUCCUAACUCUUUUUUAUAUGUGAUACAUGUGACAUACUCUAUGUGAUCAGGUUGUUCUUGGCAUUGUUUAUCAAGGAUUUAUAAUGAAUGGGUUUUUAGUAAUGACGAUGGCGUAUUUAACACAACCAUUGAUUAAAAAAGAGUUGGGUAAUAUGACAUAAUCAUCCCUCUUCACAGGUUUGAACAAAAGUGCAUGAUCUGUGGGGAGGGGAUCAAGCACUCAGAAUCAGACGUGUUAUUAUUUCAUUUUGUAGUACGAGAGUAUUGUCUUGUCCACUAAUAUUUUGUUUCAGCUUUGGCUUGAUGAGGGAUAACAACUGUGCGGAGAGCAGUCCUCCAAAAUUUCACCCCAGAACCUAUCUGUAUUCAUCUAACAGCCAGUCAAUGUAUAUGUCUAUAAAUAUUUGUAAACACAUAGCAAAUAAGGUUGUUCUUCAAUGCUCACUCAAUCUUGCUUCACAAAUUGCCUGUAAGAAUACAAACAAAGGCAAUGCAUGAAACUCAAAGGUUUUUUUCCAGCACUUCAUCCCUUGUCCUUGCCCACACUAGAACUCCUCAAAAAGUCUUGUUCUCUGGUGGCUUUGUUGUCUUUGGCCUACAGCCAGUAGGUUCCCAGGUAGGAGACAAUGAACAGAGUAGUUUUUCCCUUUGACAUCAAAUAUGCCUGAGUUGAGUUAAACUUAUGAUAAAUGAAUCACAAGAUAAAUUUGUUCUUACAGAAAUGUGGUGGGAAUCUUGGUGAAAAAAAGUCAAUUUGCACAAACACCUGCAUCAAUCCAAGCUUGGUCUUCAAGGCUGUUUCUUGAAGGCUACAACCUAACAGAUGUAAAGGGUUUAAUUGUUUCUAUACCUGGAAUGUGUCUAAUGUUUCAGAUAUCCUUUGUCAAAGUUGUGAGCACAGUAAGUUAUCAAUUCAAAAAAAGAGUUUUCCUGUGCAAACCAAACAGGCUUAACCCUAACAAUACCAGAGUUAACAAGUAAACUAAUACAACGAUACAACCAACAUUCAUUUGGCUUGGAUCCAAGGUUACAGGCCAGAUCCAAUGAUGAUCUAAAACAAAUGUUUCUUUUCCAACUAUCUCAGAAACUGAGGCAUGAGUAGAGAUGUUUACUUUGUACUGUUGAGAUGACUGAAUUGAAAGGCAGGUAAAUACAGUCAACUACUCACAACUUUGUUGUCAAGAGCUCAGGAAGUCUGGCAUGGCUGCUGAGGGGUACAACAGAUCACCUGAAUGCCCUAAAAUACUGUCAGGGUUGGAAUGUAUACUCCAUUCAUUGUGGUUCCUUGACUCAAAUCUAGUUUCCAUAUUUAUCUUAUGUAAUAGCGCCAACCUCACAAUGUGUGGUGUCACUUCUGAGUUUCAUAUAUUUAUGUGAUAUAGCUGAUACAAUCACAAGACUGCACAAACUUUGCUGUAUGAAUGAAUGAAUGAGUGUUACAGUUUACAUAUGGUGCAUGUUCAAGCCUCAAGAGCCUUUUUUCACUCUUCUUGAUGUUCAAUAAUUUUGUAAUAUUUGUAAUGAGUUGAGCCUGAGACUGGGGUUAUAUGUUUAUAAUAUGUUCUCAUAAAAAAACUCUUUAAUGAUUAAACAGAAGGAAGAUGUUUAUGGCUGUAAAGCUACAAAUGUGGUAAAAAACUUUUGUUAAUCAGUCAUUUAAAACUGUUUGGUUGUAUUUUUGUAACUACAAGAACAUUUUAAGAUGUACUCGAGAUAUUUUUUAUUUGCAUACAUAUUGCGAUACUUCCUGCACCUGCCUGCAAACAACAGAGAUGAUAUCUGCAAACAUAGACGGCUGUCUUCUGUCUACUUAAGAAACUGAUUUUUUAUACACAAGAUAUUAGAUUUAUUUAUUUUUGAAAUGUAUUAUGCCACCUGAACUACUUUUAUGGAAGAAAAAAAUUAAAUUGCUAUUUUAUCAACUAA
This is a messenger RNA of Xyrichtys novacula (pearly razorfish), 44100 nucleotides long. NCBI's taxonomy places the organism in Eukaryota, Metazoa, Chordata, Actinopteri, Labriformes, Labridae. The record is from the annotation of a GenBank genome assembly.